CAGCAGCACUUCAUGCUCCCUGGCAUCCUGACCAGCUGUUUGCACGCAGCUCACUCCACUGCCUCAAAAGAAUAACACAAGGCUCGAGAAUUCUACAAACUGAGAAGGAGGAAAAGUCACCAAGCAGAGCUAGACACAGCCCAAAGUGAAGGUAAUUUCGUUCUCUUCCAGCUGGAGAAUACCUCUUCAUACCUGGAGAUAUGAAUGAGACCCAUGCCAACAGCAAUGUCAGCAGUAUCAGCACUACUGUGGAAUUGUUCCAACUCAUCAUGUACACUCCCAUAUUCACCCUGGGAUUGCUGUUCAACAUGAUGGCUCUGUCGUUCCUGUUUUGUAAGGUUAAAAAGCUGUCAGAAUCUACAGUCUACAUGAUAGCCCUUAUUUUCCUGGAUACUUUGCUGCUGUUUACUCUUCCUUUUAAAAUCAUUUCCUACCACCUUCAGGACCAUUGGAACUUGGGGUCUGUGUUUUGCUCCACCUUGGAGAGUCUUUACUUUGUGAACAUGUAUGGCAGCAUCCUCAUCUCCCUCUGCAUCUGUGUAGACCGGUACAUUGCCAUCCAGCACCCUUUCACAGCUCCCGCCCUGCGAUCCAUCAAGAAAGCUGCUAUGGUCUGUGCUGUCAUCUGCCUGGGCACCUCUGCCGGGACAGUCUCUACUUUCCAGCUGCAUGGAAAGGGCCACAACAUCUCAUCCUGCUUCCAUAACUUCUCCAAGAGCACAUGGAAAAACGCAGGCCUGUUCAGUGCCUUGGAAGCCACCUUCUUUGGCAGCAUGGCAACCAUGACCUUCUGCACUGCUCAGACCAUCAGGUGCUUGAGAAAGCACAGAAAACCAGAUAACCUCCAAACACAUACCACGAGGGCAGAGAAGAUAGUGGUGGCAAACCUUGUGGCAUUUCUGGUCUGUUUCACACCUUACCAUGUGGCAUACUUCAUGUACUUCUUGGUGAAGAAUAACAUCAUUCACACCAGGUUUCAGCAGGUGCUACGAGAUAUCCUUCAGGUCACCCUUUGCUGGGCAAACCUGAAUUGCUGUCUUGAUGGGGUGUGUUAUUAUUUUGUUUUAAAGGAGUCCUUGGAGGACCCAUUACAAAACAAGGUAAAAACAACCACAUGAAAGCCUUGAUCCACGUGCUGCAUGUUUGUUACUUGGGAUCAUGUGUCAAGAGGUUUCCAUGGGAAGUUCGGGGUCCUGAACUACUUCUGUAAGCAAUUUAAUUUAAAUAUUCAGAUCUGAAUAUAUUUCAUAAGAAACAGAACUAAGUCCGUUCACAGGGGCCUGCUCUUAACUUUUUU
Strigops habroptila (Kakapo) is the source of this 1297-nucleotide messenger RNA. Its product is annotated as G-protein coupled receptor 55-like. Gene Ontology annotation, molecular function: G protein-coupled receptor activity. Gene Ontology annotation, cellular component: membrane. Gene Ontology annotation, biological process: phospholipase C-activating G protein-coupled receptor signaling pathway; positive regulation of Rho protein signal transduction. The transcript is spliced from 2 exons. The record is from RefSeq and is a predicted model, not a curated record. NCBI's taxonomy places the organism in Eukaryota, Metazoa, Chordata, Aves, Psittaciformes, Psittacidae. Bases 201 to 1118 code for a protein of 305 amino acids.